Molecule: messenger RNA, 6807 nt
Organism: Anopheles stephensi (Asian malaria mosquito)
Lineage: Eukaryota; Metazoa; Arthropoda; Insecta; Diptera; Culicidae
Gene: NAT1
Product: eukaryotic translation initiation factor 4 gamma 2
Exons: 6
Coding region: 1384-4998 (1204 amino acids)
Cellular component (GO): eukaryotic translation initiation factor 4F complex
Molecular function (GO): protein binding; translation initiation factor activity; mRNA binding
Source: RefSeq, a predicted model, not a curated record
GUGGAAGAUGUGACCCAAGAAAGCUCGAGAACAGAGAGCAGCAAGGCAGAGUGAUUGUUCGUUCCAGACCACGAGUGGAUGCAACUCGCGGUUCGUGUGAUAUAUAUAUUUUUUUUAUUUUGCUGCAGGAAAUAAACCCAAAAAAUCUGCGUGUAGGGAGUUAGGAGAAUUAAGCAAGGACAUCUUUGCGAACUAGUUUAAAAGUUCGUAAGGAUCUUACAGAAUUGUGCUGUUGGUAUCCGCAGCAGCGCACUGCAGGCAUAGUGUUUUCCAGCUUAUGGUAAAACUAUUCUCGGUGUAACGCGUGUGCUUGGAAAACGAAACCGGUCGUGGUUGUGUGAUCUAACGAUCGAACACGGACUGGUUUAGCGGUGGAUGUGAAGCAGGAAGUAAAGGGAAGCAAAGAGAAACGUGCAAGCUAAGCUACGUGGCGUAGUGUGGUGUGUUCAUUCCUCAGGUUGAGUGUGUUUGUACGUUUCGUCGGUGUAUGUCCCCCGCGCGUCAUUAGGCGUAUCGUAAGUGUGAAUCUUUCAUCGCAUACAACAGUGGACGCGACAAAGAAGAAGUAAAACGCGAAAGUGCUCUCGUACCGUCAUACCAACCGGAAGCAGCUACACACUAAACACACACUCUCUCGCUCUUGCAUGCACACUCCUGAAGUGGCUUGACUGUUAUUUCGGGUAGAUAAACAAAGAGAAAUCCAAGAAAGCGCAUCUGCCUUGGUUGGUAACCAAGCAGAGAACAACAGUACAGUACAGUAGUGGUGGUGGUCGUCGUCGUGUACCUCUGCUUCUCGCUUUACAAACUUAAGUUCUUCUCCGUGUGCGAUCGCGCUGUCAAGCGCAUCUGUACGUGAGUAAAAUUCGGUCCCUAACGAAACCUACACCGUCGGUCCAGCGCUACACCAACGGCAACAAGCAGUACUGCGAGGUAACGGGAUCAUCGCAGAAGCAUCCUCUGCAUAGCAACGGUAGUCUACUUUCUUCGUCCAACAUUCCGGGAAAAAUAGAAAAAAUUGCGGUUCCGCCGUCGGUCGGGUUGCGGAGUGCAUAUCCUACUGCUGGUGCUUUGCCAACCUUCAAGACGGAAGACCCGAGGCAAACGGGGACAGAGUCUCGCGCCACGGGGAGGGAAAAUCCAGUCCCCCCCGCUAGCCGACGCUGGGUCCCACCAUCCCACACACCGCAACAUGGACUCACCGAAGAGGCCAGAAUUGAUUCGAUUUUUCGAAAAGUUCGUGGUAUUCUAAACAAACUUACCCCAGAGAAAUUCCAGAAGCUUAGUGAUGAACUGCUUGAACUAGACCUUAAUUCGCCGAAAAUUUUGAACGGUGUUAUUCUGCUGAUCUUCGACAAGGCUUUAGAUGAAUUGAAGUACUCGUCUAUGUACGCACAGCUGUGCAAGCGUAUACAAAAAGAGCUAGAAACCGACAUCGACAAGAGCAAAUCCAGCACCUUCCUGCAAAUCUUGCUGAACGUUUGUCGCGACAAGUUCGAGAACCGCGUCAAGUACAGCGAGCAGUUCAUCAACUCGGAAAGCCCGCUAACGGAUGAUUUGGAGGAGAAGAAAAAUGUCGCUAAACAAAAGAUAUUGGGCAAUGUUAAGUUUAUUGGCGAGCUGUACAAGCUCGGCAUGCUGGGCGAGCCUCACCUCUACGAGAUGCUUCGCUCGCUGUUCACCAACAAGUCCAACUCAUCGACGGAGAAGAACUGCGAGGACAUGGAAUGUUUGGCCCAGCUCAUUCGGACAUGCGGAAAGAAUCUGGAUACAGAGCUGGGAAAACAGCUGAUGGAUCAGUACUUCGAACGCAUUGAAAGGUACUCACAAUCGCAGUCGAUGUUCCCUCCGCGCAUUCGUUUCUUACUGCGCGAUCUGAUCGAACUGCGCAACAACAACUGGACACCACGCAAGGUGGCGUUGGUCGAGGGACCGACCCCGAUACAGGAGCUCAGCCUCGACGAUGAUGUACUUCCGCCCGGGCUGAACCACUUGCGAAAUCGGGACCGCGACUAUCGCAACAACGAUCGCAGUGAGCAACGCGAUUGGAUAGGCAAAUUUUCGUUCAAUUUGCAUAAUCUAAACGAUGGUUUCAAUUUGCUUAGCGUAUCCAGUCCAUCGCCGUUACUGCCGUCAAGCUACAAUCAAUCUUCAAACGGUUACGGAAACCGCGAUCAUCGCGACAAUGGAGGUGGUGGCGGAGGCGGUGGCAACUUACGGAUGCACAAUAACCGUAAUAACCAAGGGAUCUACGGCAACAACAACAUGCGCUAUAACAAACACAACAACCAUCAUCACCAGGGCAGUGGCGGAGGAGGCGGCUACAUGAGGGGGGAUGGUGGCAAUGGAUCUCAUCAAUCGCCAUAUGGCGGAAAUUCGAACAUGAUGAUUAACAAAGACUUGGCGCCUCGGUUCAAGCGCAAUCUGAUGACCCCGCCUCAAAACCCGGUCGAGGAGCUGCAGAUGCGUCCUACUCCGAACAGUCUGCUGUUUAAGGCUAAUAUGAACAUCAAGCCCCAGCUGCCCAUCACUACCACAAUUGGCGGUGGAAGCGGCGGACCCGGAACCGGCGGUGGCACUGUGAAGGGUAAUUUCAACGGACCACCACUGAACGAGUUCCCAUCGCCACUGACCACUAGGACGCUUCUCAGCGAGCAGCGCAAUGCCGGACAGAUCAACAGUAGUGCCUUUUCGGGAGGCAAUAGCAACAGCAGCAGUAUGAUGAGCGGUGGUGCAAACUUUGGUGGAUCCGGUAGCUCGCCAGCUUCUGCGUCCUCGAGCACGGUCCCGCGCGGAGGAGCAAUGCAAACCGAUGGCAUGAUGGGCACGGGCAGAAACUCCGGUGGACCGCAACAAUCUUCGAAUCAAACCAGUUCUCCGAACGUGAUGAAUCAUCGCCACCACCAGCAGCAGCACAUGUCGCCGGGGAUGAAUUCGCGGCCGAUGGGUGCAAACGACGGUGGAAAUAUGCAUCUGAAUAAACACCAUUCGGACAUGAAUCAACAUCACCACCAUCAUCACUACCAAAACCAACAAGGAUCGCAUGGGCAGGUUGCUGAACACCAUCCCCACCACCACCACCAGCACCAACAUGGCCGUGACAUGAACGGCGGCGACAGCAGGAUGAACAGUAACCACCACGAACCAUCAUCGCAUCGUCCGCACAGCAGCGAGCAGCAAGGUGCGGGAGGGCUAUCGAACACGGCGGCUGGUGUCGGCACCGGCAACAGCUCUUCGCUCUUAAACGGCAGCAAAAUGGUGCAGAAAGACCAGAUCAGCAAGCAGGCUUCUGCGGACAAGGCCGAUAAGAAGAAGAAGGAGAAGGGUUUGAGCAAGGAGGACCACUUGAAGCGCAUCGCCACGUUCGUCAGCGACGUUAUGCUGGAUAACAUAAAACAACAAAUCGAGGAAGACGAGCAGAAGAAAGCCUCCGAAGUAGGAGCGGAGCACGAUGAAACGAACAACGACGAUGGCAACGUCGAAACCAGCUGCUCAACACCGGUAAAGGAGGUUGUGGUGGAAGUUGUUGACAACAGCGAAGUCAAAGCGACGGAAACACCUCCACCAACGCCGGCCGAUCCAAGCGAAGUGCCCGUCAAGAAAGCAUCUCUGAUUGAAAAUGCGGAAUUAAUAGAACAAAAGCUGAAAGAGCAGGACGACGUUGCCGAAAAGGAGAAGAAAGUGGAGCAGCAGGAUGGAAACGGAACCGUCGAUGAAAAGCUGGACAUUGGGUCCGAGACGCAAAAGGACGAGAAUGACGAUUCGAGGCCGCCGGUGUUGGUGGAAAACCAGCAGCAGCAGCCACAACAACAAGAUGAGCCGACGACUGCGACUGCAAGUGACGAGGUGACGGCGUCCGAUGAAGCGAAAGAGCAGGAAGAAAUGAAGGGCGAUGAUGAUGCUGCUGUCGUCGGUGUCAGCACGACACCGGAAUCGACGGAACUGCUGUCAGGCGAAAGGCAAACGGCGAAGAAAUCGUCGCUGAUGGAGCAACUGGUGAACGCGUUCUGCGAGCUGAAAGUUCCGGAAAAGUUUAUGCGCGAGGCCAUGAUUACGAUCCUCAACCAUGUGCUGGACCGCACCGAUGCGUACCACGCGAAAACGAUCGAAUUUUUGCAGCUGCUCCACAAGGAGACCAAACUGUCGCACAGUGCUGCGCUGGAAUCAUUCAAAUCGAUCGUGAACGGAAUGAACGAGAAGGAGAAAACCGUUCCGAAGAUCACGACCAUCGUCGCGUCGCUGCUGGCGCGUGGCGUCGCCGGCAGCCUGUGCCAGCUGUCCGACGUGGCCAAUUUUACCGAGAACGGGCAGCACUAUCCACUGUUUCUGCUCGUGCUGCAGCACCUGCACAAGCAGAUUGGCAAGCAGCCGCUGCAGGAGCUGUUCAACAAGAGCAAGGUGAAUCUGAUGGACAGCCUGCCGGAGUGCGAUCGUACCAAGGAUCGCAUGGCGGAAAUUCUGGAGGAUCGCAACCUUAACUUCCUCUACCCGUUGCUGCGCGUGCAGGCCGAACUGUGGAAGCAGAUUCUGUCGGACGCCAAUCCGCAGCAGUUUUACAAAUGGAUCAAGGAGAAUGUUGAGCCGUCGUGCUACGCGGAACAAGGUUUUAUCGUGGCUAUCAUGACGGUGCUGCUUAAGUACAUUCACCAGGAGUCGGAAAAUUUGAAGGAAGACAAGAAACGCAUCGAGAAGGAGAAGGAAAUCUUGACCAAGUACUGUCCGGUGCUGAACGCCUUCCUGAACGGCAAUAUCGAUCUGCAGCUGACCGCCGUCUAUGCAAUUCAAGUGUUCUGGUACAAUAUUGGCUAUCCGAAGGGCGUGCUGUUGCGGUGGUUCCAAGAGAUGUACGAGUUGAGCGUCAUCGAGGAAGACGCAUUCUUGAGGUACAAGGAAGACGUCACCGACAUUUAUCCCGGCAAGGGCAAGGCACUUUUCCAGGUCAACCAGUGGCUCACAUGGUUGGCCGAAGCGGAAGACGAAGAUGACGACGAGGAGGAUUAAGACCGACCCCGACCAGCAGCAGCAGUAGAGGAGAACCUUUUUCGCCCAAAAUUUCGGCGCCGUGGAGCGGGAUACUGCAACGCGCGCUUCCCCACGGCCCUUGGGAUUUUUUGCUUUCUGACGACGUACCUUUCUUUUAAGGGUUUAUAGAACACAUUUUCACCACCAGUAGUAGUAGGAAGCAUCCUCUGUUCUCAAACAUGCUUCCUGUUGGUUGAAACAUUAUUCUUCAAUGUUUCGAAAUGCCAGUAAAGCCUUGCGGCAUAUUGUGUACCCCGGGGAGGGGAGUUUUGUUGUGUGUGGUGCUCUUUUUUCCGAUGUGCGUGUAUCGUUGAAGCCGCCCGCAAAAUAAUAUUGAAUUGAGAAGUAGAACGAAGGUGAGAGCAUAUGCGCCCCGAGAUUCCUGCGUGUGUGUGUGUGUGUGUCGCUCAACUGAUUUUUUUUAGAACGCGCAUCGUAAUCAAUUCGCUCGGCCUUGUCCGUCUGUAAGGCGCAAUUGGAAGAUUUUAAAAUUGGAAAACGUUUAUCAGUUUAUCUCAUGUGUGUAAUAUCGCAAUAAUGUGUUGCGUCCCCUUCCUCUCCCUCUUCACCUUCCUCCUCUUACACGCUCAGAUUAGACAAUUUUGUUGUAUAGCGCACUGGCUAACUUAAUAUAAUUAUUUCAUCUUUACGUACGUGUAUUCUCUUGCUAAAAAAUCGUCAUACGCGACGACCGGUAGGGGGGCGCGGCAAUACGGAUAACAACAAUAUUCCACAUAAACAAAUUUUCAACAACAACAAAAAUAUAGAUAUAUAUAUUGGAUCAACUCUAAAAACUCUUCACGGUUUUAAUAAACGAUUGCCAGCUGUUGGCUGAAGGCAGUUUCGGUUCUCGCAAUAGAGAGAACAUCAAGUAUGGAAAAGCAAACAAAAGAAAAGAAAAGAAAUCAACAAUCUUCUUCGGCACGUAUUGGAAUGUACGCAUUAUUUAGGCAGAAGUUAAAGAACAAAGCGGUCGGUGGUAGUUAUGGGAUAGUAUGGAUUGAAAAAGAGACUUUUGUGUUUUUGGCUUUGUUUUGUGGGAAAACCUUAAUUCGAAAUGGAGUAGGGAGACUAUUGUGGCAAUUUGAACUCUGAGCUUCGAUUUGUAUUAAAUAGCCGCCUACAUGUAUGUGGCCAUAAGAAAGGCAUCGCGUAGAACGGAGACAGGAAUGGGAAAUCAUCAGCACAAUUCUUCAUGCUCUGACAGCAGCAGACACGAUUGUUCUCAAUGUAUCGAUCGAUCAAUGAUCGCUAUACUGUAGCAAAGCAAAUAUCUCAUUCUAGCCACAACCAAUGCACACAUCCCCCGUCUUCAUACGCUAUUGCACCACCGUUGCCGAAAAACACGUUAGAAAAGAAAGGAGAGGUGCAUUGAAAAGACGCGUUUUUCCAAUCGUUAAACAAUUCCUUCCACCCCAAAUUCCCCGUAGCAGAAGAAUCGCACUCUGACAGUGCUCCUCCAGUAUGUGUUCCACAGUAGGCAUCGUGCCCCGUUUCCCUCUCGCCAGACUUGGUUAAUGUACGCAACAUGCUGCAGCAGGAUAGUCCGUCAAGUGAUCAAGUAACACCCUGCCGUCUUCUCAUGAGUGUGCGUGUCGUGUGCCGCAGAAUCUAGACGACGACGCGUCUACUGCGUUCCUGUAGCAGCAUCACUUGCCUAGCCAAAGCGUCGUAUGCGUGUUGUGUUCAUACCCGAUAUCGAAAUGUGGUUUCGUUGUGUCGAACUUUGAACGUUUUUAUUUAUUAAUAGCAGAAUAAAAUGUAAUCACUGAUUAUUUCCGAACCACA